Molecule: messenger RNA, 4035 nt
Organism: Pseudo-nitzschia multistriata
Lineage: Eukaryota; Bacillariophyta; Bacillariophyceae; Bacillariales; Bacillariaceae
Source: the annotation of a GenBank genome assembly
GCCUACUUGCGAGAUCGAUAACAGAAGCAGAAACCAAACCAACAACAGCAGCAGCAACAGCAGCAGCAGCAGCAGCAACAACAACAACAACACCCCGCACCAUGUGGAACGGAGGAAGCGGCGGCGGCUUCAACCAGGAGAGCCAGCAGCAGCAGCAGCAGCAGCAGCAGGAGGCACUCCGGCGGAGACUGAACCUGGAAAUGGCGGCGGCGGCCUACGCGUCGUCCCACCAGGCAGCCGGCGGGAGCGGCCUGGGCUUCCGCAACCAGAUCACCCCCGACGAGCACCUGGCCCUGGCGGUGGCCGCCCGCAACCAGGCCCUCCAGGAGGCGGCGGUCCUCCGGGAGGAGCGCAACCAGACGAGCCUGGCCCUCGCGGUCCGCCAGCAGGCCAUCCAGCAGGCGGCACAGGCCGAGCAGCAGCAGCGGAUGGAACUCCUGGUCCUCCACCAGCAGCAACAGCAGCAGAAUCAACACCAGCACCACCACCAGCAGCAGCAGCAGCAGGCCGCGGUGCUCGUGGAGCUCCAGAGGCGGACCUCGGCAGCCUCGUCCAGCGCGGGCAACAGCACCGUCGGCGCGGGACUCCCGGAAGCCGUUCCCCGGAUGGAAGAAGCGGUCAUGGGCAUGGAGCUGGGCAUGGAAGCCGCCGGGGGCCACGGCAGCGGAAGCACGAGCGGCGUCCUCCACAACGGAAGCCACGCCGCGGAGGAAAAAGACGACGACGACGGCGGCGGCGAUGCCCCGGGGGCCGGAACCCCCCCGGCGGGCAGCGAGCACGGGUCCCGCGGCGGGAGCCCCCCCGCCUCGCCGCUGGCUAAGCAGAACGACCCCCCCGAGGAGCCCCCGCCACCGGCCCCGGUCCAGCCCCGCGGCAAGCCGGAGGCCAUGGCCAAGAAGCUGGCAUCCGCGGUGCGGCGCCAGGAAAUACUGGAGGAACUCGAGGCCGAGGCCGAGCAGCAGCAAAAGAAGCUCAAGCAGCAGCGGCUGAAGAAGGAGCAGCAGCUGCAGCAAAAACGGAUGGAAACCCUGGGGACCCACUCGUCGGACGCGGCCCCGGCGUCGUCGACGAUCUCGUCCCGGAAGAAGGCGGCGGCGGCCUCCAAGAAGAAAAAGGCGGCCGAGUCCGCCAAGAAGAAGAAGGCCCCCGCAAAGAAAAAGACGCCCACCAAAAGGGGGGGCCGGUCCCAGGCCGGGAGUGCCUCCAAGGCUUCCAAGGCCGCGGCCGGGAGCGCCACGCAGAACCUCUACGCCCUCAACCCCAAGCUGCCGGUCCCGACCAUGGACGAUCCGGUGGAUCCCAUCACCGAGGUCCAGUACGGCAAGCUGGAGGUCCUGAUGGAGCAGUUCUGCAGGGUCCCUCUCCUGUCGGAAUUCAGCCGGCCCGUCUCGCUGCUGCACCCGGAGGUGAGUGGGAGCGAUCGCAUCGCGCAGCGGCUGGUGGUAUUGUUUUUUGUUUUGUUGGCUCAUGUGUGUUCUGAAGACCAUCUGUAUCACCAAGCUUUCGUGCUCACCUCAUGUCCUGUCUGUACGACUCUUUUUAUGUUUUUCGCUUCGACCUUUUUUUAUAAAAUUUCGACAUCUACAAACCACAACAACUCUGCUUGCAGCUCAUGACCGCUUACACAAAAAUCGUAGAGCACCCGGUGGACCUGGGAAAAGUCUGCCGGCGGAUCCGCCGACGCCAAUACGAGAACUUGCGCGACAUGCGGCUCGAUGCGUGGAGAAUUUUUGCCAACUGCUUCAAGUACCAUUCCCAUCCUAGCAACAGGGACGCCGUCCCGUCAUUUGUUUCGAUCGCCCUGCACCUGAGGGAUUUCUUCAAUGACUUGUGGCAGGAGCACCUGCUCCCGUCGGAUUUUCCUCCUCCGGCACCCGCAAGCUCCGGGAGCCGGUACAAGCCUCACGAUCCCCACGCGGCACUCCGGGCCGCCAUGGAGCAGCGCAUCGAGUCCCGGAAGAAGCGGCUGGUGGUGUCGGGCUUGUCGGUCAUGGCGGGAAAAUGCCUCGAGCGAGCAGCGGAAGCCCUGAGCGAUCUCAUCGAGAACGGCGGCCUGGUCGACGCACUGGAUUCCAAACCCAUAUGGGGAGAGGGUGUUGUGAUGGACGAGGAGGACGAGGGCGACGUGGAAGUGGUCCUGGAGAACCUCCGGAAACUGGCGAGCGAGCUAGAGGAGAUUGUAGCAAACAACCAAGAACUCGGGAUCGACGACCUGGAAACCAACAUUCGAAGGUGCUACACCGAGGGAGAUGGACUCGAAAGCAUGAGCGCGACCCUGAAGAUGCGGAUCGCGAGCCGGAUGGAUCGGUUUCUGGGACAGCUGGUGGUUCCCAUCCACGAGGCGACCUGCCGGGGGGUAAGCCAAUCGAGCAUCUGGGGCUGCAUGGCGGCAGCGGUCUGGGCCAGGGAGUCGAGCAAGAAACCCUUCUGGCCGGCCCUGGUGCUCGGAAUCAUUGCCCCCACAGACCAGAAGGAAGACUGGCACAAGUAUCUGACGGAGCGAAACGAGGCCCGGUUGCCCGAAAAGCUGAAAUCACAGCUCCUGACCGGGAAACGAAAGGCCGAGCAGGCGGUAAAGCGGCAGAGCCUGGGGCAGGCCGACCCACAGAGCUUUUUCCUGGUGGAAUUCCUGGGAUCCCACGAAUUCAUCUGGGUCCGGGAGGCCGACAUCGUCGAGAACUUCAACCCGCAGGAGGAUCCGAACAAGAAGGACGGCCACCAGCGGUCCAAAAAGAUUUCCCGGAAGAGCCUCGCCAACAUUCUCGGCUCGAAGAUCUACGCCAACGCGCUGGAAGAGGCCCAGUGGGCCCUCGAGGAGUUCGAGCUCCAGCUACAGGACAUUGGGGGUUCCACAGAGGGGAUGGAAGACGACGAGCACGAGGAAGGAUACAGCUACAGCGUCCUGUCGCAAUCCGAUGACGAGGCAGACGACGACGACGAUCUCGCAACCGAGGAUCUGGACCAGGACGAGUGCAACGAGUUGCUCGCAACCAACGGGCUCCUGGAUUUCUCGGUGGCCGGGCGAAAACGCCGCGCCCAGAUCCUGAAGCAGCAGAAACUGAACGCGGAGAAAAAACAGAAAACCGUCAAGGCCAAGAAGGCGAGGGCCGACAAGGCCAAGAAGGCCAAGGACGAGAAGCAAAAGGAAAAAGAGCGGCGGCAGGAGAAAAGAGACCUGGAGAAGAAGCGCCGGAAGCGCAUGAGGGAGCGGGAAAAGGCUCUCAAGGGCGUCCAGCACCAGAAGAAGAAGCGGAAGCUCUCGGACCCCGCACCGGGCAGGAGGCACCUGAUCGCCAGCAAGCGCGAUCGGGCCGAGGCCAUCGUGAGCGGGUACGUCAGCCGGGCCGCCAAGGCCGGGGUGUACAAGCCGCUCGGCCUGGGCGGGGAGCAGCGGUGGAUCCAGUCGGCCUUUAUCGACUCGACGAACCUGAGCGGGAUGGCCCUGGCCUUUCGGGCAUCCGCCGGUCUCAUCCCGAUGCCGAAGCAGGACACGGGGGCCCCGGGGAAAAUCGUGCUGAUGCCGUGGGACAAGAUCCGGCUGAGGGGGAAAAAGACGUCGGCGGAGCGUUCCGAGGUCCUGCUGAAGCAGAUCGAUCUGCUCGAGAAGGAGAUCCGGCUGCGAAAGGCCUCCAGGACGAGGCGGGAGAACCGCCUCAAGGGGGUCCUCCAAGAGGUGAUCAAGAUGGAGGCGGGGAUCGCCGAGGACGACAAGCUUUCCCGGGAAAACCCGCUGAAAAAGUCGAAAAAGCCCCACCCACUGGCCGGAAAGAAGCGCAAGCGGUCCGGUGCUUCCGCGGCAGAUCCAAAGGCCGCCGCCGACGCGAAGAAGGAAGGAGGGAGCGGGUCCCCGAGCGCCAAGGCAGCCAAGCCGGAGAAACCCGCUGCUUCUGCCGCUGCCAGUCCUGGGGGGCCCGCGGCCGAGGCUCCCGCGGAACCCGCCGGUGCGGAGUAGGCCUCCACCAGCGAGCUUGUAAUGUAGUGCGUACUUGUACGAGUAACCGACUAGUUCCGUGUAGCACAAUACCAAAACAUCCA